AUGUAUCGUCAAUUAUUUCGUCAUAUAACAAGUAAACCAACAAAUAAUUUAUUUCAAUCUCUUAUACGUAAUACACAUCAUCUAAGUCCGUUUCCAAUGAUAGCAAAACAAGCACCUGAAUUUAAAGGUCAAGCUGUAAUUAAUGGUCAUUUUAAAAAUAUUGAAUUAUCUGAUUAUAAAGGAAAAUAUGUUGUACUUUUUUUCUAUCCAUUGGAUUUUACAUUUGUUUGUCCAACAGAACUUAUUGCAUUCAAUGAAAAAUUAGAUGAAUUUCGUCAACUUGAUACUGAAAUUAUUGGUUGUAGUACUGAUUCAGUAUAUAGUCAUCUUGCUUGGAUUAAUACACCAAGAAAACAAGGUGGUCUUGGUGGACUUAAAUAUCCAUUAUUAAGUGAUUUUUCAAAAGAAAUAUCACGACGUUAUGGUGUUUUACUUGAUGAUAAUGGUGGUAUUGCAUUACGUGGUUUAUUUAUUAUUGAUCCAGAACAAAAUUUAAGACAAAUAACAAUAAAUGAUUUACCUGUUGGUCGAUCAGUUGAUGAAAUUCUUCGUCUUGUAAAAGCAUUUCAAUUUGUUGAUAAACAUGGUGAAGUAUGUCCAGCUAAUUGGCAUGAAAAAACAAAUCCAAAUACAAUUAAACCUGAUCCAAUUCAAUCGAAAGAAUAUUUUGAAAAACAAAAAUAA
Molecule: messenger RNA, 684 nt
Organism: Rotaria sordida
Lineage: Eukaryota; Metazoa; Rotifera; Eurotatoria; Philodinida; Philodinidae
Source: the annotation of a GenBank genome assembly